AUGGACAGAAAGUAUAAAUCUUAUGACACAAUUGUGGAUUUGUACUACAAUAGAGACAUUGUGAUUGGCAUGAGUACUGAUGAAACAAUUGUAUGUGAGGGGGAGAUUGAGAAGAACAAUAUGGUAGUAAAAAAAAAUAAAAAGAACGGAUUUCGAACGAUCCGAAAUGUUAUGAGGGAAAAGGACCUCAAACAUCCUAACCUCAUAGAAAUUGUCGAUGUGUGGACAUGUAGAAAGUAUGUCCAUAUCAGUAUGGAAUACUGUAGUUGUAACUUUGAAGAAAUGAUUAAAAGAGAUGAAACUUUGCGCUUAGAGAAUGGACAUCCAUCUCACAAGCUAAUUUCGAUAUUCAUACAAAUACUGUGUGUUGUUGAUUUUCUGCACAACAAAGAUUAUAAGGGUAAAAUUGAAGGGGAAGUUCAUGGAUGUCAAAUAACUCAUCUCAUUAAUAAACUAGGGGAUCAUUCUAAAGAGUCAAGAUGGACGGCAUUGAAUGCACUCUCCCCAUCCCAUAUUUUGGAAUUGAGAGAAGAGACUCGAGUUUUGGACCACUCUGGCAGACGUUAG
Molecule: messenger RNA, 567 nt
Organism: Striga asiatica
Lineage: Eukaryota; Viridiplantae; Streptophyta; Magnoliopsida; Lamiales; Orobanchaceae
Source: the annotation of a GenBank genome assembly